GUGAGAUGAGACAACCCCUUUAAUAAGAAUGUUAUAAGUUUGUCGACUGUAAUUUAGAUUAAAAAAAAAUAAAAAAUUUCAAUUUGUAUCUUUAGCAGAAAAUUCCUAUAAGAAUUCUGAGGGAAACUUCAUGUUGUCACUAAAUUAUAAAACAGAAGAUGAAGACAUCAUGCAGUGCUCUUCAGGAGAAAAUCGUAAUGUACAUCCAGGACUUCACAGUACAGACCUAUCAGAUAAUCCCCCUGUUCAUGAGGAAUCAUCUGACCAAUCACAGUUUGCUACCAUAAGUGCUGGUCAGAAAGGGGGUAAAAGGUUUCAAAAGAUCACAAAAAGAUCAAAUCUUUCUACAGACAGAAGAAUUCGCACACGGCAGAAGCUGAUUUCAUGUCCAAAAUGUGGGAAAUAUUUUGCAUUUAAAUCAGGGCUUGUUCGACAUGAGAGAAGUCACACAGGAGAGAAGCCGUAUUCAUGUUCAGAAUGUGGGAAAUGUUUUACACAGAAAGCAAUUCUUGAUCGACAUGAGAGAAUUCACACAGGAGAGAAGCCGUAUUCGUGUUCAAAAUGUGGGAAAUGUUUUAUACAGAAAUUCUAUCUUUUAACACAUAAGAGAAGUCACGGAGAGAAGCAGUAUUCAUGUUCAGAAUGUGGGAAAUGUUUUAGUGAGAUCUCUGCUCUUAAUAGACAUAAGAAAAUUCAUACAGUAGAGAAACAGUCUUCAUGUUCAGAAUGUGGGAAAUUUUUUAGUGAGAUCUCUGCUCUUAAUAGACAUAAGAAAAUUCAUACAGGAGAGAAACCAUAUUCUUGUUCAAAAUGUUGGAAAUGUUUUACACAGAAAGCAAAUCUUGAUUCACAUGAGAAAAUUCACACAGGAGAGAAGCCAUAUUCAUGUUCAGAAUGUGGGAAAUGUUUUACACAGAAUUCAAGUCUUAGUGCACAUCAGAGAAGACACAGAGGAGAGAAGCCGUAUUCAUGUUCAGAAUGUGGAAAAUGUUUUUCAGAAAAAUACAAUCUUUUCACACAUAAGAGAAUUCACACAGGAGAGAAGCCGUAUUCAUGUUCAGAUUGUGGGAAAUGUUUUACACAGAAAUCAAGUCUUAGUACACAUCAGAGAAGUCACAGAGGAGAGAAGCCUUAUUCAUGUUCAGAAUGUGGAAAAUGUUUUACAGAAAAAUACAAUCUGUUUACACAUAUGAGAAUUCACGGAGAGAAGUCGUUUUCAUGUUCAGAAUGUGGGAAACGUUUUACACUUAGACAAACUCUUGUGAAACAUGCUCUACGUCACACAGUAGAGAAGCCGAAUUCAUGUUCAGAAUGUGGGAAAUAUUUUACAGAUAAAUCAGAGCUUGUUAGACAUGAGAGAAGUCACAUAGGAGAGAAGCCGAAUUCAUGUUUAGAAUGUGGGAAAUGUUUUGCAAAGAAACUCUAUCUUAUUAGACAUGUGAAACUUCAUACAGGAAAGAAGCCGUAUUCAUGUUCAGAAUGUGAGCAAUGUUUUACGCAAAAAUCCGAUCUUGAUAGUCAUGAGAGAAGUCACAGAAGCGUAAGGAUACGCUCACAAUUCCAGAAUUUAGACUUUGAUUUCGAUUCCAAUUAACACCUUAACGACCCUGUACGAUAAUGCACGUCCUAACUUGCAGGUACUUCAGGCACUAGGACGAGCAUUUUCGUCCUAGGGUUAACGCGCUGCUCCACAUGCCCUGCCUCGAUCAGCAGCAGGGGCCCUGCUGUAUCUGCCAGCAUCGGUGAAAACAGCGAUACUGGCGGAUUAACCCCCUGCAUGCCGCGGACCGCGGCAUACAGGGGGUUUGCGGCAGCUUGUACAUCCCCUUCAGGUC
This is a messenger RNA of Bufo bufo (common toad), 1835 nucleotides long. RefSeq names its product gastrula zinc finger protein XlCGF26.1-like. Gene Ontology annotation, biological process: regulation of transcription by RNA polymerase II. Gene Ontology annotation, molecular function: DNA-binding transcription activator activity, RNA polymerase II-specific; RNA polymerase II cis-regulatory region sequence-specific DNA binding. The transcript has 2 exons. The coding region runs from base 131 to 1594 and encodes 487 amino acids. Gene Ontology annotation, cellular component: nucleus. NCBI's taxonomy places the organism in Eukaryota, Metazoa, Chordata, Amphibia, Anura, Bufonidae. The record is from RefSeq and is a predicted model, not a curated record.